UAGAACGAGGAACACGCCUCAAGAUGCUUUUUCAGAUAGCAAAGAUGAGGUCCUCCAGGAGUAUAUCUGCGGCCGCAGUUGUAGCCUUGGUAGUGGCCUUGACUUUGGUGCAGCCCAGCAUGGAAAAGAAAAUGUUGAAGCUCGCUGCCCUUGCAGGCAUGAUGGGUGGGCACAGCUUUAUCCCCAUACCCAUUCCCAUCAGUAAGAAAGUGUACCACCAGAAGUUCGUGCCCAUUCCUCACCCAUACCCGGUGCACAUCCCGGUACACACCCACGAGAGCAUACACCACAAGGCUCACCAUGAGCACGUCAAGCACAACCACGACCACGGACACCACGGUGGACGCAGCAACAUCAUAGUCGUCGACGGAGGUCAUGGUCACGGUGGCGGCUACGGUGGCGGCUACGGCGGCGGCCACGGCGGCGGCCAUGGUGGUGGCUAUGACGGUGGCUAUGACGGGUGGUAGAACUCCGUGGCCUUCGUCUCGUACAACUUCGUCCGUCCUGUCCCGUGCCAACAUAUGUCCCCUUCUUCAACACAGUUUGCUCCUGUAUAGUUUCCACUGCUCUCAUUUCACGUUUCGAGGGUGAAUGUUUUAGUCACUGUUGAGUGUCUGUGAUACCGAAUACUUCAAAUGUACAUACGAUCAUAAGUGUUUGUGUAGUGUCUUCUGUAUGUAAAUAUCCUGUAAAGAAAUAAAUGUUGACCGU
Messenger RNA from Ornithodoros turicata, 711 nucleotides. RefSeq lists its product as uncharacterized. The record is from RefSeq and is a predicted model, not a curated record. NCBI's taxonomy places the organism in Eukaryota, Metazoa, Arthropoda, Arachnida, Ixodida, Argasidae. The transcript is spliced from 3 exons. Bases 24 to 467 code for a protein of 147 amino acids.